Molecule: messenger RNA, 3183 nt
Organism: Pelodiscus sinensis (Chinese soft-shelled turtle)
Lineage: Eukaryota; Metazoa; Chordata; Testudines; Trionychidae
Source: RefSeq, a predicted model, not a curated record
UUUACUUUAGGCUCUAUUGACUGCACACUUACGUUCUCUCACCCAGCUUGGUACUGGGACAACCUACUGAAAAUCUGUGUAUUCAUCUUUGCCUUCAUCAUGCCAGUCCUGAUCAUUACCGUGUGCUAUGGGUUGAUGAUUUUACGCCUGAAGAGUGUCCGUAUGCUGUCUGGCUCCAAAGAGAAGGAUAGGAACCUGAGGAGAAUCACGAGAAUGGUCCUUGUAGUGGUGGCGGUGUUCAUUGUCUGCUGGACUCCCAUCCACAUUUAUGUCAUCAUUAAAGCCUUGAUCAAUAUUCCAGAAACUACAUUCCAAACAGUCUCCUGGCACUUCUGUAUCGCUUUAGGGUACACAAAUAGCUGCCUUAAUCCAGUCCUUUAUGCAUUUCUAGAUGAAAACUUCAAAAGAUGUUUCAGAGAAUUCUGCAUUCCCACUUCCUCCACUAUUGAGCAGCAAAACUCCACCCGCAUCCGACAAAACACUCGUGAUCAUGCCUCCACUGCCAGUACUGUGGAUAGGACUAAACAGCAGGUAUGACUAGCAGUGGAGAUGUCAUCUCUGGAUUCAGGUCUCCCUCCUGGAGAUGACAUGUAUUCUGAAGUUACAGUCUUUACUGAUGUAUAGCUAUCAGGAAGUAGCUUGGUUUAUCUUUAAAGCUGGUAUAUGCACGUACACACAGCCCCGGGCUGUGAGAAGCUAAAAGUGCUCACAGUUUCCAUUGAAAUUUGGCAGUAGAGGGCUUUCAGAUAUACCUUGCAUGAUGAGGCCUAGUGUGUUCAUGUGGUUAUGUACACACACACACACACACACACACACACACACACACACACACACUCUGUACACCAGAGAAAGGAGCCUAAUGGUCUUAACGGCAUGUUUGCAGCUUCUGAACAUUCUGUAACUUGUGACUGAUCAUAGACUUUUCUAUUGACACCACUAGCAUACGGUGGAAAGCCAAACUGAUACCCCAUAUCCCCUCCCAUUUUAAAGGUGAUUUCACGUUUUUUGUUUCUUUAUGGUCUAUGAAGAAGUUCUUAAAGGCCCUGUUUUUCCUGGGAGACUAUACAAACCUUGGUCCAGUCUACACUUUGUUUUUGUACUAGUAUAACCAACUAUGUUCGUUAGAGGUAUGAUUUAUUUGUAAUCAAUAUACUGUAAUACUAGUUCCAUCCCUAGUGUGGGCACAGUUAUGCUCUUCCCAUGGAGGCCCUUGUAAUCCCUUCCCAUAGAGGAAUAAACUAUUACUAUGCAUGCCAAAUUAAUGCCAAUAUAACUGCAUCCAUACUAGACAGGGAGGGGUUUCUUUGCCACUUCAGCUAUACUGAUAUAAUUAAACUUUUGUGUGCAGACAAGCCUUAGAGAACUAGUAGGUUUAUUUAUCACAGAUCCCAAUAAAAUCAAAUGAUUUAUUGAGAGGGGAAGAGACUUUUAUUUAAGCUGUUUAAAACACUUAGGUUUGCUUUGUCAUUUUUUUAUUGAUAUGUAUUUAAUUCAAUUUUCAAACUGCUUAAAAAGUUCUUUUGUUAGUUAUUUAACAUCCAUGCCCCUUAAUUAAGUCUGAUUACUUCUAUUCCCCAUGAGUCUUCCCAGGGAAAUACCAAACUAAAUGGGAAAAGAAAAUUAUAACAUUCCUGUUGUUAAAGAAACAAAGCAGAAAAAUAAAUCUUUAUCAAGAUACCAUGACACUUGAUUAUCUUUAAAAAAUAGCUGCUGCAAUUGCAGGCAUUUUUAUAAGUAUUAAAUUAACUAAAUACUCAGAACAAGAUACAUGUUCAUUAGUCUAUGGAAAAAGUACGCAAAAUAUGAAAACUUGAAAGUAGUUUAUCAGAUCUAUGAAAGUAAGAGAUUGGCCUAAGCCCAACAGUCAUUUUUGGAUGCAAAUUUCCCCAAAGCAUAGGAUUAUUCAGAGCUGAGGAUUAUGGUCCAUUUCUACUUAAGUAGCUGCUAAUGGACUUUCCACCAUAGAUUUGUGGGCAGAUCUGAAAUAAAGCUUGUGAAAUGUUGACACUGCUAAACCUCUGCUAAACUCAAGUUCAGGUUUGACAGAUCCUAUCUUAUUCUAAACCAUGGAAGACACCUCCUUACUGAAAUAAUAGUUAAGAGUUCCCCUCCUGUCUUUGAGUUGGGUGAUCUCUGAAGCACUUUCUCUUCCUUUGUGGCAGGUGCAGGGAGAGCUUUCCCUCUCCUGUUUCAAUAUGCUUUAGCCAGUGGUCUACAUCUAAUUAGGAGCUCUACUUUUUGAGCAGCAGACAUUUCACUUGCAAAGGUUUCACCUUGAUUUCAACACUGAAAAAUACAGCUCAUUAUCAGGGCAUAGGAACGGGCAAUGGCUUUCCAGGAGGGAAAAGAAAAGCUGGCAGGUUUUGCUGUUUAAAUUGUUGAACAUGCUCUGCUGCUCAGGUGCCACCCUGAUCACAAAAAAGAAAACUCUGUAUAUCUAUCAUACCUCUAUGGUUGCAUUGUGUGUGUGUGUGGGGGGGGGGGAGAUUUAACUCGUCUUUUCAGUAUCAUACUGAACUGUGAACUUACCACAGAGGAACUUUUAAAAAGUUAAAACUCCUAAUGUGGCAGACAGGGUGAUGAUUGUGUUUGGCACAAUAGGAAGCAAAAAUCUUAGAAGAAGAUACUCAUGUGUCUUAGAGCAGUGACUUUGAAACUUUCCAGACGUCUACGUCCCUUUCAAGAGGUUGAUUUGUCUUAUUAUUUUUCACUUGUAAGCCUUGACUAAAGCCAGAGCAUUGGGUGGCACGGAUGAAGCCCAAGUCCCACUGCUGUCUGGGGUUGAAGCAUGUAUCUUACCUUUGUGUGAGGGCCUGGGCAAUUGGCUGGCUUGCCACCCCUUAAUGCUGGCCCUGCAUUUGCAACCCCUUUUAACCCAUCCCAUGGUUCUCUUGGGAGUCUCAACGCCCAGGUUGAGAAAUGCUGAUUUAGAGGAGUUGUGUAGCCUGGCUGAAAACCACUGUCUUAGAGAACACUAACUUUUCAGCAAUGGCUGCAGAAAGUGCACUCAGAGGACUGAAGAUCUGUAUGAAUGACAUUUAUACAGGAUUCUCCCUGCAGAAAGAAAACUCCCAUUAUUAUGUGCUUGGCGUGUAAUGCCAAACAUGGCAGGCUAGCUAUGACAUAGCAAAUACAUGUCUCUGUUUUAAAUCCUCUGAUGUAAGCAUAUGGCUACGUCUAGAC